Molecule: messenger RNA, 610 nt
Organism: Lactuca saligna
Lineage: Eukaryota; Viridiplantae; Streptophyta; Magnoliopsida; Asterales; Asteraceae
Source: the annotation of a GenBank genome assembly
AGGAAAUGAAAGUUAGGAACAGUACCUGACCAGGGUACUGUUCCUCGGGUUACUCUCCUCUACCAUGGUUACCGCUUCCCGAUCCUUCCCAUCGCAUCUCUUACCAGGGAAGCAGCAACGUGGUGCGAGGCGUGGGUUGCCGAUGGCAGUGACCGAAGGCAUUGUGCACAACCAUCAAACUAUUACUGUUUCUCUCAAAGUUUCCACCACUGUCCCUCAAUUUCCCAAAGAGGAUUCAUCAAAAAACCCUCAAUCUUCCAUUAGAGAUUAUCGCAUGCUGCUACCGGGCCUUACAGGAACAAUGAAGGCAAGUAGUUGCUUGGAAAGGAUAAACAAUAACAAGAAGAGAACGAAGCUUAAUUCCUGCUUAAAUCUAAAAACUACUUGCACAGUGGUUCGGGAAUGGAGAAUCAACGUAUCAAUGGUUAGAUAUCAAUCCACUUUGUAUCUAAAGACGAGGGUUAUUCUCACAUACCUUACGCUAUCUGGUGGUAGUGGAAAGAUAUACAAAGACCGAACUUCCUUAGAUGGAGAAGAAGAAAUUUAUGGAAGCUACAAAGUACCUGUAUGUUGUUUUGGAAAACAUCUUCAAUCUCCUCUUAAGCACUAA